AUGACAGAUAACUCAAUCUUGGAUCAGUGGAAAGCAAGUUUCUUUAUGGAGGAUUUCCUUGAGAAAAGAAUGGUUACAGGAAUGGUGACUCAGAUUAAUGGUGAAUUUGAGGAGGUCGUUCCAAGUUCAAAUCCAAACUCUCCUACUGAAGUACAAGAGGACAGCUUAUAUAUCCACAAGGACUACAGUGAAGUCUUUACACCUAUCACAUGUUUAGAAAAAUAUACAACACUUCAGGCACAGGACCAAGAUUCAUGUAUUGAUGAUCAAGAAGUAAUGUUUGUAAAUGAUUUGAUGACCUAUAAAAGUCACCUACCAACUUUGAAUCCUCUUUUGAGUAGACAAAAACCACAUUUAGUAAAGGACCCCCUUUUAGAUAUCAAAGGACAGAUCUGCAAUGAAGCUAAUUUUUUUAGGGAAUGUUUCUCUUUUCAAGAAGAUUUGGAAAGUUUUGUGAAAGAAGAUUCUUACAUGGAUAACGAAAAAUUUUGUCUGGAGAAACUAGUAGGUUUAAAUGAACCGUCAACUUUUCCUUCUGAGUUUGAAUUCUUAAUGUCUACAAGCCUCAAACAAGAAAUUGAUAUUCCAUCACUCUCAGAACCGAAGCCAUCAUUAAACUUAAUGCCAGAAAUCAUAUAUUAUGUAAAUGAAAAUGAAAAACUUUUCAAAAGAGAUCCUCCUACCAAGCAUGGAAUUGAUGUUGAGGAUAUAAAAUGCAGCUCCACAGAGAUUUUGACCAUUCACAAUCAGAGUGAACCACUGUCCAGUGAACCAGGAGAUUUAGAACUACCACUAAUUCAACUGAACUUAAUAAGCCAUCAUUCUUCAGUGAAUUCAUUAUGUGCAGGAUUUCAGACAUUUUCAUUUCCUCCUCUUUGUAAAAUUAGUUUGUAUACUGCAGAAGAAUCGGCUAAAAAGUAUUGCAUGCUCUGGCAAUUUGAAAGCUGCAGAGGCUCUUUUAGCUCAUUUUUGCUGACAGUGGCAAGAGUUCAAGAGCCCAACAGUCAAUGUUCAGUUACAGAGUUGACAAAGAUCUUUUCUAUCAACGAAGAAAGACUUGCAAUUAAUCCUAUAAAGGCAAAGUGGUGGGAACAAGUAGGACUAAAUCUAAUAAUGACAGAAACUUUGGAACAUCUGAAUACAUAUUUGUGUCAUGAUAAUCCAUCUUCUAAUGACACUAAAAUGGAGAUAUGUUUGCCUACAAAAAUGCUUCAACUGCAAUCAAGACUAGAGCAUAAAAGUUGUUCUUUACCUAUUGUACUUUCUAAUGACAAAUCUACAAAUGAUCACACAUCACUUCCACAAAAGAAUCCAUCUCUAGCAAAAGAAGUACCAGAUCUGUGUUUGUCUGAUGAAUGUGUCUCUGUUAAAAGACCAAAAAAAGAGAAACUAAAGAAUGAUGAAGAACUAGUUGAUAGAAUAAUCCAAAGGAAAGAAAAGAAAGAUAACUUUGAACUUGACUGCACAGUACCAUCUGUUAAAUCAUCUUCCUCUUCAAGAAUUAAUAAAGCAUCUUUUGAACAUGGGAAAAAAUGGGAAAAUGAUUUGGACCUUUUGAGCGACUUUAUUGUGUUACGAAAUAAAUAUAAAACUUACACCUUAAAGCCUGAAGUCGCAUACCAAGAUAAAAAAGAUGAAUUUCAAAUUAAAGAAGAAUGUUCUUUGACUCUUCAAAAAGAAAGUCCUAGUGUUUCUACUAACAAAACUCCAGAGAAAAUAAAUCAAGAAAGGGGAGCAGAUAAUGUCAUUGAAAUUCAAGCAUCAGAUACCCAGUGCCAAGCCUAUUGUUUCCUAGAAGCAGCAGCUACUCCUAUCUUAAAAAAACUUGUGUCCCUCUGUACUCUACCUGCUGCUAAUUGGAAAUUUGCCACUGUUCUUUUUGACCAAACAAGGUUCUUCUUAAAGGAACAAGAAAAAGUAAUGAAUGAUGCUGCUCACCAAGGUACAAGUGAUGGAGGGGAAAUUAUGUACAAGCAUGCUGCUAUCUUACACCUUCUGGUAACAAUUAGAGAUGUCCUUUUAACAUGCAGCUUGGACACAGCUUUGGGGUAUUUGUCCAAUGCAAAAGAUAUCUACAAAUGCAUUUUAGGCUCCUAUUUGGAUGAUAUUUGGAGACAGUUGAAGAUUGUACAGUUUAUUCGAGGGAAAAAGCCUGAAACCAACCAUAGGCUACAAAAACUGCGAUGUCAGAUACUAAGUUGGAUGCACAGUCAACAGCAAAUUAAGGUGCUGAUUAUAAUAAGAAUGGACUCAGAUGGUGAAAAAUACUUGCUUAUUAAAAUCCUUAACAAAAUAGAAGGUUUAACAUUGACUGUUUUUCAUUCAAAUGCAAGAAAAGAUUUUCUGGAAUCUAAAGGUGUUUUAAAUGGUACAAGUUCCUGUAUAAUUGUACAUAAUGAAAGUAUUGGAGCCAGUUUCCCCUGGAGAAGUUUCUCAUUUGUUGUGGAAUACAAUUACGCAGGACACUCUUGUUGGACUAAGCACUGCGAAAAGUUGAAUGUGCCUUUCUUGGCCUUUAAAGUAAUGCUUCCAGACACCGUUUUAAAGAGAAGCAAUGUACUGGAUAGAUUUGGUGGUUUUCUUUUGGAAAUGCAGAUUCCGUAUGUGUUUUUUGCAUCUGAAGGACUUCUUAAUACUCCAGAAAUACUUCUGCUACUAGAAUCUAAUUGUAAUAUCACACUGGUGGAGAGAUGCUACAGUGAGUCAUUGAAACUGUUUGGAAGUACAGAGCAUUAUGUAGUGGUGACGAUUGAUGAGCACACUGCUAUAAUUUUGCAGGACCUAGAAGAACUGAAUUAUGAAAAAGCAUCAGACAAUAUCAUUAUGAGAUUGAUGGCAUUAUCAUUUCAGUACAGCUAUUGUUGGAUAAUAUUUUACACCAAGGAAACAUUAAAUUCAGAGUACUAUCUUACAGAAAAGACACUUCAUCAUCUAGCACUGAUUUAUGCAGCUUUGGUUUCCUCUGGUCUUAAAUCUGAAGAACUGGAUGUAAAGCUUAUCUUUACCCCAGGAGUCAAAGAGACUGCAUUGAUAAUUCGUCAAAUUGCUGACCACAAUUUGAUGACCUCGAAGAGAGAUCCUCAUGAAUGGCUGAAUAAGUCCUGGCUUGAAGUUUCACCGUCUAAGGAAGAAAUGUACUUACUUGAUUUUCCGUGUAUUAACCCAUUGGUGGCUCAGCUCAUGUUAAGUAAAGUACCUUCACUGCAUUGGUUAUUAUCUGCAACUCUGUGUCAACUUCAGGAAGUCCUACCUGAAGUUCCAGAAAAAGUGUUAAAGCAUUUUUGUAGCAUCACUUCCUUAUUCAAGAUUAGUUCUUCCUCCAUAACAAAAUCACCUCCAACUUCAUCACCUCAGGAAGGUAGAAAUCAAACUAGUGCCUUUACUUCUCAGAGUUCAGCUUCUGGUUCUUCAGACUCUGUCAUUCAAGAACAUAGUAGAUACCACUCAUAUUCAGAAUUAGAAGAAACAGUACAGGAAGACAUAAAUGCUACUUCAAACUAUAACUCUUCUUUUAUGGAACUAAGAGAAAUGUCAUGCAUUUUACCACCUACAACAUCCUGCACUAAGACCAGCUAUUGGAAAAACUCCAGUUGUAGCCCUAACACGGUACAAAAUAAUCCUUUUCUGAUUAAUACAGACUCUAAGAAAGCUUUUGGCAAUGCCUUUCCAGACCAAAAUGAUUCAGAGUCUGAUGUCUUUUCUUUGGGUGUAACACAAAUAAAUUGUGACAAAAGAAUAUUACCCGAUGACACUCAGAGGAGAAUUAUCCCUAAUUUUAUAAAUUACCACGAAAAGGGACUCCCUCAAGCAAAAAGAACCACAAAUAAAGAAGUGUCUGCCCCUAUUUUUUCACUGGAAGGGUCUCAGUCUCCUCUUCAUGGAAACUUUAAGAAAAAUGUAUGUGGAAGACAGAACCACUCAUUUGACUUAAAAUAUGGAGCAGAGACUACCUAUGACAAAUGGUUCUCUCAAAAAGAUAAUGUACUUACUAAUCAGCAAAAACGUCUAUCUGAUGAAUUAGAAAGCUUCACGUGUGAAAGUUCAAGUGCUAUGACUGAAAAGACUUUCCGGAGAAAAUUGCCAUCUGUUCCCAGUUUGGAUUUAUUCUGUACUUCUAAUUCUGAUGUAAAUGAAGAAUUCAACAGUCUUUACUUGUACCAAAGAGCUGGAAAACAUUUAGGUCAGAAAAGGCACUCUGAAUCUUCGUCUAACUCAGGAGACAAGGAAUCAUUGACAGGUUUAACAUACUCACAAUUACCACUACUCAAAAAACGACGUCUAAUGUAUGAAAAAGUCCCUGGACGAGGUGAUGGACAAACUCGGCUAAGGUUUUUUUGAAAGGGGGAAGAACAGUGUUACAUGCCAUAUUCUACUGCUUUUCAUAAUAAUCCAGUAGCAAAAUUAUCUAGAUUUGCUUAUAUAUUAAAGAAAAUACCAUUAUUUUUAGAUGUUCUCA
Castor canadensis (American beaver) is the source of this 4456-nucleotide messenger RNA. Lineage: Eukaryota; Metazoa; Chordata; Mammalia; Rodentia; Castoridae. The record is from RefSeq and is a predicted model, not a curated record.